UUUGUUUCUGAGCGACACAGACGAAGAGGCAUACGAGCAUCAUAAAGUCACCUCAGGACACAGCGCAAGGCCUGGAGAUGGGAUUUCUGUCCCCUACCUCCGAGCCGCCGCCACGGCCGAGCCAGGCUGGACGCGUUCCAGCUUAUUGAUGAGUAUAGGAAUUUAAACAUUAAACUGGGCGCUGGCAGCGCUACGCCCGGAGCAAGGCGGCGCCCGUCGGAUCGUGCGGACUGUGCCCCGGGGCAAGGCCCCGGCCCGGCCCCGCCUCGGCACCUUCGGUCCGUUCUCUUCCGUCGCGGAAAUGGCUGAGGAGCUGCUGUCUCUGCGAGAGCAGCUGGUGGCCGAGGCCACCUGCCCCUUGUGCCUGGAUUUGUUCGAGCAGCCCGUGCUCACGCCGUGCGGGCACAGCUUCUGCGGGCAGUGCCUGGCGGGCGUGCUGGGGGACCCCCCGCGCCGCUCCCCCUGCCCGCAGUGCCGCGCCCCGGUGGAGCCGGGCUCGCAGCGCCCCAACCGCUCCCUGGGCAACAUGACCGGGCUGGCCCGGUCCCUGGAGGAGGUGGCGGCGUGGCCGCGGUGUCCCCAGCACGGCAAGCCCCUGGCGCUGUUCUGCGAGCCCUGCGCCGCCCUGGUCUGCGCUCCUUGCCGGGACGGCCCCGAGCACCGCCAGCACCGUGUCCGCCCCGCCGAAGAGGCCGCCCGGGAGCUGCGGGUGACGGUGACGUCGGAGUUGCAGUGUGUGACUGAGACCUUUGAGGAGCUGCAGCAGUACCUGGAGGAGGAGAAGAAGACCCUGCUGGCCGAGCUGGAGCAGAUGUCCCAGGAGCUGGUCAAUAAGAGCAAGGAAUACAAGUGCAGGGUUUUGGAGAGGCAGUCGCUGCUGGACUCGGUGAUUGCGCAGAUCAAGGAGAAGAGGGACCAGCCGGCAGUUGAGUUCCUCAAGGAUGUUGGCAGAAUCCUGAGCAGCUGUGAGGCAGCCAAGGCUCCAAUCCCAGAGCCAGUUUCCCCAGAGCUGCAGAGGAGCAUUGAGAGCCUCUCUCAGAAAAGCCAGAGGGUUGUGGAUAUGAUGGCUGAAUUCAAAGUGAACCUGUGGCGCGAGAUAGACUGGGGCAUAAGGGAGCAGGUGAAGCUGGACCCAGAGACAGCGCAUCCUUGCCUGAUCUUCUCAGAUGACUACAAAAGGGUCCAGUUAGGAGCUGGAAAACAAAGCCUCCCUGACACCCCCAAGAGGUUCAGGGGCCUCUUCUGUGUCUUGGGCUCCCAGGGGUUCACAUCUGGGAGGCAUUACUGGGAGGUGGAGGUUGGGGACGGGCACUCCUGGGACGUGGGGGUGGCCCUGGAGUCUGUGCCGAGGAAGCAGUGGUUCGACCUGCCCAGAUCUGAGAAGCUCUGGGCCCUGCGACUGCACUGGAAUUGGAAGUACGUAGCAGUCUCAAUGAUCUUUAGGGACCUGGCAGUCAGGGGAAAACUCCACAGAAUCUGGGUUUGCCUGGACUACGAAGCCGGCCGAGUGACCUUCUACAAUGCAAAGGACAUGACGAAGAUUGUGCAGUUUAAGACCACCUUCACUGAGAAAGUCUUCCCGUAUUUUUGGGUCUAUUCAAAAGAAAGCCACAUCCGGGUGUGUGACUGACAGGGUGAGAUGGCUGCCGGGCCCCUGUUGUAUUGCACUAAAUAAUUUAUGCAGUUGUUUCACACUAGGUCAUUGGAGAUUUGCACUGAAUAGUUUAUGUUGUAUCAUAUGGUUUGUUCUUCCCCUCUCCUACCGUAUGGUUUUCCCUCAUCCACCCCUCUCCCCAGUACCACAUGGUGGUCUCUCCCCUGGUUUACCACUUCACACUGGUAUCCCAUUGGCUGUAGUCCUCUUCCUCCGCCCCUCAUUCCUCGGCUUAAAAGUCUCCAGCCAGGAAGCAGUAGUCUCUUUCCCACCUUGGAAAUAAACAUACUGUGUUUGUCUCCAAGUGGAGAA
This is a messenger RNA of Haemorhous mexicanus (house finch), 1966 nucleotides long. RefSeq names its product E3 ubiquitin-protein ligase TRIM7-like. The record is from RefSeq and is a predicted model, not a curated record. NCBI's taxonomy places the organism in Eukaryota, Metazoa, Chordata, Aves, Passeriformes, Fringillidae. Gene Ontology annotation, molecular function: protein binding; zinc ion binding. The transcript has 6 exons. The coding region runs from base 302 to 1630 and encodes 442 amino acids.